AUGACAUUGCUUUCUAUCGAUAAAAUAAGCCCUCCGAGCCUGGUUGGGGCAUGCGUGGGUUUCGCGUCUUUGUUUUCGGUAUGGUAUAUUAUUACGACCAUCGUGGCAUGGUAUCGACUUCGACACGUCCCCGGCCCAUUCCUUGCCUCGUUAUCUCACCUCUGGGUAGCGAAAAGCAUAGUCUUCGGUACGAUCCAGAAUGACUUCAGCGGGCUCGGAACGAAGUACGGGACCGUAGUACGGGUGGCGCCCAAUUAUAUCUUGACCAGCGAUCCAGAGAUCCUUCGCCGGAUUGCAUCAGCCAGAAGUAACUACGGCAAAGAUGAGUGGUAUGAAACAAUCAGGUUUGCUCCAGAACACAGGACCAUGGUUACUAUACUCGGGAACAGUGCGCACGAUCAGCGUAAAGCAAAGGCUCUUAAAGGGUACAACGGGCGAGAGAAUGCCGAUCUCGAAUAUGCGAUUGAUUCCCAGAUCGCUCACUGCGUCGACGUCGUCCGGCGCAAGUACCUGUCGGGGUCUGAAACCCGUCCUGUUGAUUUCGCUUCUUUGUCCCGUUAUUUUACCCUAGAUAUAAUCACCCGGCUUGCGUACGGCCAGGCGUUUGGCUUCUUAGAUGCCGAUGGGGAUCUAUACGAAUACACGAUCCGGAUAGACAAGGCGCUAAAGACGCGGAACCUUUGCCAAGAGGUUCCGUUUCUUAAGCACAUCAUAUUUUCCCGUCCCUUCCACGCAUUGUUCGGUCCAAAGCCAACUGACGAGAAGGGCAUUGGGAAGGUGAUGGGGAUCACGCAAAAGAUUAUCGGAGAAAGAUUCAAAGAUGCGAACCCUCCGGACGAUAUGAUGGGGUCGUUUAUUCGCCACGGCAUGACGGAGGAUGAAUGCAGGAGCGAAGCCAUGCUUCAAAUUCUAGCUGGGGCGGAUACAACCGCGGUAGCUAUUCGUACCACGCUGAUGUAUAUCGUAGCUACGCCUCGGGUAUACUCCCGGCUUAAGACAAUGAUCAGACAGUGCGUGGAGCGCAACGAAGUAUCUACCCCUAUCACAUACGAGGAGGCCCAAAAGCUGCCCUACCUGAAGGCAAUCAUCCUAGAAGGCAUUCGAAUGCGAAGCCCCGCGCCAUACGGACAUUACAAGAAAACUCCACCAGAAGGGGACGUGAUUAACGGGAUUUUCAUUCCUGGCGGUACUGCGAUCGGCCACAACUCCAUCGCCAUGACUCGCAGCAAGGCCAUCUUCGGUGAAGACGUCGAGGUGUUCCGGCCAGAGCGUUUCCUCGAAGGUGAUGAAAAAACCAAGGCCGAAAGAGCCUUUACAAUAGACAUUAUCUUCGGUAACGGCCGAUGGACGUGUGCUGGGAAGCCCAUUGUUAUGAUAGAGCUUCACAAAGUUUUCUUCGAGUUUCUUCGUGUAUUCGAUUUCCAAAUAGUCAAUCCUGGCAAAGGCUGGGAUGAAAAUUUAUACUUCGUAUAUUUCCAGUCGAACAUGUGGGUGGCAAUCACGAAGGCCGAGAAAAACGAAUAA
Molecule: messenger RNA, 1524 nt
Organism: Daldinia vernicosa
Lineage: Eukaryota; Fungi; Ascomycota; Sordariomycetes; Xylariales; Hypoxylaceae
Product: cytochrome P450 monooxygenase
Exons: 6
Coding region: 1-1524 (507 amino acids)
Molecular function (GO): iron ion binding; heme binding; monooxygenase activity
Source: RefSeq, a predicted model, not a curated record